This is a messenger RNA of Enhydra lutris kenyoni (northern sea otter), 787 nucleotides long. RefSeq names its product Epstein-Barr virus induced 3. Gene Ontology annotation, biological process: cytokine-mediated signaling pathway. Gene Ontology annotation, molecular function: cytokine receptor activity; protein binding. NCBI's taxonomy places the organism in Eukaryota, Metazoa, Chordata, Mammalia, Carnivora, Mustelidae. The transcript has 5 exons. The coding region runs from base 1 to 678 and encodes 225 amino acids. The record is from RefSeq and is a predicted model, not a curated record. Gene Ontology annotation, cellular component: external side of plasma membrane; membrane.
AUGGUCUCAAGACUUCUCCUGGUGCUCGCCCUCUGGGUGGGCAGCUUAGCCUGCAGUGGGAGAGAAGCAGCCCCCGCCCAGCCCAGGGUGAGGUGCCGGGCCUCUAGGUACCCAGUCGCUGUGGAUUGCUCCUGGACCCUGCCGCCCGCUCCGCACUCCGCCACGCCCGCGUCCUUCAUUGCCACGUACAGGCUUGGCGUGGCUGCCCACGGGGAGAGCAGGCCCUGCCUCCAGCCGACCCCUGAGGCCACCAGCUGCAUCAUCCCGGACGUCCAGAUGUUCUCCAUGGUGCCGUAUAUACUCAACGUCACGGCGGUUCAGCCCUGGCCCAGCAGCAGCUUUGUGCCCUUUGUUCCAGAGCAUAUCAUUAAACCAGACCCUCCAGAAGGCGUCCGCCUGACCCCCCUCCCCGGGCAGCGGCUGUGGGUGCAGUGGGAACCCCCCCGGUCCUGGCCCUUCCCGGAGAUCUUCGCACUCAAGUACAGAAUCCGAUAUAAGCAUCACGGGUCGCCCCGCUUCCGCCAGGUAGGGCCUAUUGAAGCCACAUCCUUCACCCUUAGGGUUGUGAGACCCCAAGCCAGGUACUGCAUCCAGGUGGCUGCUCAGGACCUUACCGACUAUGGGGAAAUGAGUGACUGGAGUCUCCCUGCUGCUGCCUCCAAGCCCAUGGGCAAAUAGUGGGGCUUGCCAGCCCCCACCCCGCCCAGAAGAGGGGCUGGGUCCUUGACGUCUGCCCCCCACUGCCACCCACUCAAGGACGGAUGGGACCCAACCGGCCUGGGUUCGC